Paramuricea clavata is the source of this 2122-nucleotide messenger RNA. The record is from the annotation of a GenBank genome assembly. NCBI's taxonomy places the organism in Eukaryota, Metazoa, Cnidaria, Anthozoa, Malacalcyonacea, Plexauridae.
AUGGACUGGCCAUUGGAGGACAAAACAUUUAGCCGUACUUGCCCUACUUGUCGACAGCUCGUUGCAAGCUCAGCGCUGAUUCUACCAAUGAAUUCAACUGUGAGUCUGGAAAAUGAAACAUAUUUCAAUGGAACAUGUUUGUCUCAGCCAAAUCUUUGCAUCAACGGAUUGACAUUUGGUAUUUGGAUUUGGUUUGCGGAGUAUGACAAUAACACUUCAAAUGAACCAGAGAGCACAAUUUUACAAUCUGGUGUUGAGUCAGGAAUUACACUGUCAGCUACAAGCAAGAAUGUUUCUUUCAAAUUAUUUAAUGGCGAAAAUUCCCGUGCAUGUAGUUUACGAAUAAAUGAUUUCAAUCGUUGGGUUCACGUAGUUGGAAGAUGGGUAAAGGAAUCGAACUACAUCAAUUUACAUGUCGACAACAAUAUGAAUGGUAGUUAUACACAAUACUCGUUCGAUUCAAGUGACCCGUCUUUUUACGAUCCGAGAUCUGGUAAUUAUAGUAAUGAUGAAUUGGUUUUGGGACCAAUUGAGAAAGUUGGUGGAGGUUAUGUUGUCGCUCGGAAUUUAUCAAUUUGGAUGCGAGCGAUCAAUGAGUCAGAAUUUGACUAUCUCAUCAAACAGAGUAAGUAAAUGUUAUCCACAAGUUGCCACUGUGUAGAACUGAUAGAGCUAUACUGCCGAAUAUAUAAAGUCAGUUUAGCUUUCUUUUUAUACUAACACUGGAUUAAUAAGGGAAGAAUCGUACUGUACAUCUAGUACAACAUGCAGUUUCGAACAGACACAGUCAUCGCUAGUAUGAACCAAGUUAGUUUAAUUAGCUCGUAGUUGUUUUCCUAGAUAAUGUUAGAGCUAUCCAUGCAGUAUAAGUAACAUUUUAUUUCAUAGGUAAUUUAAGGAUAACAAAAUCUAUUUUUCAGCCGCCCCAAAUAUACCAGAUGAUUGGUCAAGUUGGUCAAACUGUACAAGACAAUGUGAACAGAAACGCUAUAGGGAAUGUCCCCGUCGUGAUUGCAAUUUGGAUAUUAUUGAGACUCGAAUAUGUUACGACAUUGAUGAAUGUGGUAUGUGAGUCUUCUUAGCAAAUCUGCUGCAGAUAUGUAAAAAACAAUUUCUGAACAAACAGUCUCAACACAAAGUUAUAUCAGCUUGUUGAAAAAUCAUUUUAACAAGACUGGUUCAGGUCUGUAACAACUGGAUAACAAAUUGGAAGCAAUUGGUUGGCGCUCAGCCAGAUACCCAACUUGUUGAAACAACUUUUUAAAAAGUCUGCUGCAGCUUUGUAAUAACCUGGGGCGAGUUGUACGAAGGCCGGAUAGCGCUAUCCGUGGUUUCACAGUUUUUCUAGCAUUUUUUCAAAGGUUGAAAAAAUCACUAUCCGGUGGAUAGCGCUAUCCAGCCUUCGUACAACCGGCCCCUGUAUGUUAUUAAAUGUGAAUGCAAUACCAAACUGAUGCAAUCCCAAUAUUUGUUUAUCUCAGGUUUGAGAAUGGACUGGCCAUUGGAGGACAAAACAUUUAGCCGUACUUGCCCUACUUGUCGACAGCUCGUUGCAAGCUCAGCGCUGAUUCUACCAAUGAAUUCAACUGUGAGUCUGGAAAAUGAAACAUAUUUCAAUGGAACAUGUUUGUCUCAGCCAAAUCUUUGCAUCAACGGAUUGACAUUUGGUAUUUGGAUUUGGUUUGCGGAGUAUGACAAUAACACUUCAAAUGAACCAGAGAGCACAAUUUUACAAUCUGGUGUUGAGUCAGGAAUUACACUGUCAGCUACAAGCAAGAAUGUUUCUUUCAAAUUAUUUAAUGGCGAAAAUUCCCGUGCAUGUAGUUUACGAAUAAAUGAUUUCAAUCGUUGGGUUCACGUAGUUGGAAGAUGGGUAAAGGAAUCGAACUACAUCAAUUUACAUGUCGACAACAAUAUGAAUGGUAGUUAUACACAAUACUCGUUCGAUUCAAGUGACCCGUCUUUUUACGAUCCGAGAUCUGGUAAUUAUAGUAAUGAUGAAUUGGUUUUGGGACCAAUUGAGAAAGUUGGUGGAGGUUAUGUUGUCGCUCGGAAUUUAUCAAUUUGGAUGCGAGCGAUCAAUGAGUCAGAAUUUGACUAUCUCAUCAAACAGAGUAAGUAA